AGAAGCCCCCCCGGCGUCUGGCCCCACAAGUAGUGACCGCCUCGACAGAUUCGGAGCUCUCUUCACACUCACUGCCCCUUCGCGCUCUUCGCACUUCGCGGUGUCCGUGCCAACACGCCCUCCAACCUCCACCGGCCAACUCCCGCCAACCAGACAACCAUGGCCGUGUCCGUGCUGCCCGCGCUGACGUUGCUGCUGGGCGCCGCGCUGCUGGCGCACGCCGCGCCGCGGCCCCAGGACGCCACCACCAACAACAUCGUGCGGGACUCGGUGACCGAGGACGACGGCGAGAGCUUCGUCGCCGGCCUCAUCCUGGCCGUGGCCCGCGACUGGGACGAGGGCCGCCAGGACGCCACCGAGUUCAUCCGGGCGGUGCCCGCCGUCACGGUGAACGGCACGACCUUCGGCCCCACGACCCACCCCAUCAACGAGUCGGGCCCCAUCAGCUUCUCGGCGCCGUCCACCAGGUGAAGGAGCGCACCGCGCACAGAGCGACAAGCGCGACAAAGAUGCAGCGACGCGACGACGCCACUGCACUCGGGGUUCCCCCGCGGAAAACAACCCGCAGGCCGCCAGGCCGCAGGGACUCGAUGUGGAAUAACGACUGCAGACUGAUUCCGAGAGUCGCUUUCGUCACGCCGUCUCCCUCGCUCCCAAACGGGACGACCCACGAGUGCGAGAGAGACAGAGCGACGGAGUCCUUCUCUGCAGUUCACGCAUUGCAUCAGCCUGUGACUCCCGCUAGACGCGCGAGGCGUGUAUCUUUUAUUUAUUCAAAACGUAGGUCUGUAGGUUUUGAUAAGACUUAUCGUACAAAGUAAGGACAAAUUGUGAUAUUGGCUAAGGCUGAGGUAGGAUUAAUUAAGGAGACCUCUCCACUGCCAUGAGAAUGAGUGAGUCAGUGUGUGAGUGAGCGAAUGAAUGAUUGAAUGAAGAGGCGACGUGUUCAUUCCAAUGAGCACGGAUUUGAGUUGUAUCGUCCAUCGUCAAAAUCGAAAUAAAUCACUUUGACAAAGAAUGCUUGGGUUCUUAAAGUAUGUAUUAUAUAUAUACACAUUACAAAAUUGCAGUCUAUGUACAAACUAUGACUAUACCUUAGCAUAACUCAGUUCGUCGACACUUCUAUUAUUUAAUAGUAUUCAAAAGACUAAUGUUGAGUAUCAUGAAAAUGGAAUGUUAAAUAAAAACCACGAUUCAAUGUUAA
Molecule: messenger RNA, 1204 nt
Organism: Thrips palmi
Lineage: Eukaryota; Metazoa; Arthropoda; Insecta; Thysanoptera; Thripidae
Exons: 3
Coding region: 160-471 (103 amino acids)
Source: RefSeq, a predicted model, not a curated record